CUGUCCUAUAUUCCAGUUUCCCUCCUUCUGUAACUCACUCUUGCCUUUGUACAGCUCUCUGCUCACAUCAAGCGCCUUUGGCUUGCGUGAGAAUUUUGUGUACAGGCAAUUGGUUUCAAAUAGUUCUUUUUUUUUUUUCUAAUUAAUACUUGAUCAAGAGAAACAAAAUGAGGGAGUGCAUUUCUAUUCACGUGGGACAAGCUGGAGUACAAAUUGGCAAUGCCUGCUGGGAACUGUACUGUCUGGAACACGGCAUUCAUCCCGAUGGUGUGAUGCCAUCCGAUAAAACCGUAGGAGGCAACGAUGAUUCUUUUAAUACUUUCUUCAGCGAAACAGGAGGAGGCAAGCACGUUCCGAGAGCUGUGUUUGUUGACUUGGAACCAACUGUAGUAGAUGAGGUCCGACAAGGAACCUACAGGCGUUUAUUUCAUCCCGAGCAGCUGAUCACAGGGAAGGAGGAUGCGGCUAACAAUUAUGCCAGAGGUCACUACACUAUUGGCAAGGAAAUUGUUGACCUUGUUUUGGAUAGGAUCAGAAAACUGUCCGAUCAAUGUACUGGACUACAAGGUUUCUUGAUUUUCCACUCAUUUGGAGGAGGCACUGGAUCUGGGUUCACAUCCCUCCUGAUGGAAAGACUCUCGGUAGAUUAUGGAAAGAAAUCUAAAUUGGAAUUUUCCAUCUACCCUGCACCACAGGUGUCUACUGCUGUUGUUGAGCCGUACAACUCCAUUCUAACCACACACACAACACUGGAACAUUCGGACUGCGCCUUCAUGGUGGACAAUGAGGCUAUCUACGACAUAUGUCGUCGUAACCUCGAUAUUGAGCGACCCAGUUACACGAACCUGAAUCGUCUGAUUGGACAAGUUGUAUCAUCUAUCACAGCCUCUCUGAGAUUUGACGGAGCACUGAAUGUAGAUCUCACAGAAUUUCAGACCAACUUGGUGCCAUACCCUCGUAUUCACUUUCCUUUAGUCACGUAUGCUCCUGUUAUUUCUGCCGAGAAAGCUUACCAUGAACAGCUGUCCGUAGCUGAAAUCACCAACGCUUGCUUCGAGCCAUGCAACCAGAUGGUGAAAUGUGAUCCUCGCCACGGCAAGUACAUGGCCUGCUGCCUCCUGUUCAGGGGUGAUGUGGUCCCAAAAGAUGUCAAUGCAGCCAUCGCCACCAUCAAAACAAAACGUACCAUCCAGUUUGUAGACUGGUGCCCAACAGGAUUCAAGGUUGGCAUCAACUACCAACCUCCUACAGUAGUUCCUGGUGGAGAUCUGGCCAAAGUACAAAGAGCUGUGUGCAUGUUGAGCAACACUACAGCCAUUGCUGAGGCCUGGGCUAGGCUGGACCACAAGUUUGACCUCAUGUAUGCUAAACGUGCAUUUGUCCACUGGUAUGUUGGUGAAGGAAUGGAAGAGGGAGAGUUCUCAGAAGCACGAGAGGAUCUAGCAGCAUUAGAGAAAGAUUAUGAGGAAGUGGGAGUUGAUUCAGCAGAAGCUGAGACUGCCGGAGGAGAAGAGGAAUACUGAUCUAUCAAUGCACAGAAAUAAAACUAUCAAGACAAAAACAAAUGAGUCACUGUCAAUAGAUUUGUUGAUCCAGAUCAAUAUUUAGAUUAAGACAUUCAAAGAGGUCUAUUUCAAUAAAAUAGUUCACUUCA
Messenger RNA from Biomphalaria glabrata, 1654 nucleotides. RefSeq names its product tubulin alpha chain, testis-specific-like. Gene Ontology annotation, molecular function: structural constituent of cytoskeleton; GTP binding. Gene Ontology annotation, cellular component: microtubule; cytoplasm. Gene Ontology annotation, biological process: mitotic cell cycle; microtubule cytoskeleton organization. Lineage: Eukaryota; Metazoa; Mollusca; Gastropoda; Planorbidae. The transcript is spliced from 9 exons. The record is from RefSeq and is a predicted model, not a curated record. Bases 168 to 1523 code for a protein of 451 amino acids.